Molecule: messenger RNA, 1386 nt
Organism: Lipotes vexillifer (Yangtze River dolphin)
Lineage: Eukaryota; Metazoa; Chordata; Mammalia; Artiodactyla; Lipotidae
Gene: FAM124B
Product: family with sequence similarity 124 member B
Exons: 2
Coding region: 1-1386 (461 amino acids)
Cellular component (GO): nucleoplasm
Source: RefSeq, a predicted model, not a curated record
AUGGACGAGACACGGGAGCCUCUGGCCAUGACUGUCCACCUCCUGGCCAACUCCGGGCAUGGCUCGCUUCUGCAGCAAACCCUGGACCAGCUCCUGGACUGCAUUUGCCCAGAGGUCCGUGUCUUUCUGGUGUCUGAGCGGGUCAGUCCAGGGAAAUACUAUGACAAAUGCCACUCCAAGCGGUCCCGCUUCCCGGGGAUGUCUGUUCUGCUCUUCCUGCACGAAAGCCUCGGAGAGGAGCGGCUGUUUCGCGUCCUUGACUCCCUACAUCAUUGGCCGUGGCAGUGCUACCCCACCCAGAAUGCGCAGGGAAGACCGUGCCCCUAUAUUCUUGCCAAUCAGGAAUUCUAUAGUCUGGACAACCAGAUGCCCAUCUGGGGCGUGAGGCAGGUGCACUGUGGCACCGAGAUCCUGAGAGUGACGCUCUACUGCAGUUUUGGUAACUACGAGGAUGCCAUCAGGCUCUAUGAGAUGAUCCUGCAGAGGGAAGCCACUUUGCAGAAGAGCAGCUUCUGUUUCUUCGCGCUCUACUCCACCGAGAGCUUUGCCCUGCAGCUCUCCCUGAAGCGGCUGCCCCCUGGGGUGUCGGUGGACCCCAAAGAGGCUUCAGUGUUGCAGUUCAAGGUUCAAGAGAUUGGCCAGUUAGUGCCUCUGCUACCCCAUCCGUGUGUCCCCAUCAGCCAUACCCGGUGGCAAACACAGGACUAUGACGGCAACAAGAUUCUACUUCAGGUCCAGUUGAAUCCAGGACUUGGUGUUAGGAAUGGUGAGCUUGCCUUUCUGAAUGGCACCUCGGGAGCUGACACGCUCCCCCAGGGCUCCAGGCUGACCCCUGUCUCUGCGAUUAGGACCCUAGAGCCGAGAAGCCGAAGGAGCCGGGGCAGGAGGUUCAAGGUGGGGUCCGUGGAGCGGCCUGAGCCUGGUGGGCGGACAGCGUCAGACAGCGCUAGUGGCACUUCGUGGAAAAGCCCUGGCCGCUCAGCCCAGCCCAGCAGCCCAGCUACGGACUCCCAGCUGCCUCUGCCUUCUCUCCACCUCGAACCCGGGGCCAGAAUAGAGGUGCUCAGAUGGGAAAACAGCUUUGAGAAGCAAGAGGCAGAGACGAAUGUUGACACAGGAUUCACCGUGGUCAGCUCUGGACCCAGGCAAUAUUUUCUGAGCAGAUUUCCAAGGGAUCUUUGGACCCACCAGCCACCAUCCUGCUUGUCAACCUCUUCCGUAGGGGCAGCUGCUUCCAAAAACAACAGAAUCUUUAAGGAAAGCGUUCAUCCUCUGUCACUUGCUGACCAAAGGGACCUUUGUUCCAGGACAAUAAUCUCAAAAUGUCCCCUUCCUCUGCCAGUCCAGGGUGAAGAAAAAGAAGCAGAAGAAGAAUUCUUUAUAUAG